Messenger RNA from Periconia digitata, 1366 nucleotides. The record is from the annotation of a GenBank genome assembly. Lineage: Eukaryota; Fungi; Ascomycota; Dothideomycetes; Pleosporales; Periconiaceae.
CCACUCAUAUCCCAGUCCCAGCCUGAGAUGACGUUAGCAGGUUUUCCCACAAUCGCCAAACUUUUUGACAGACCCCAUCACGAAACACGCCGAAAAGGGUCUAGCAAAUGGUACCGGGAACAGUUUGCCGUUAGUCUUGCCGUGGUUCCGGGUGGGUACGUGGCUUGUGGGAAGAAAAAAAUCUACUAUAGUUAGACUAGAUGGAACACUUGCGCCACAACCUUAUCGUGGUUUUGAUUCCCGGCUUUCCCUGUUGUUUGGGACAUUGAUGACACACGGCCAUGUUCGCGUGUUUUUGAAUCCUGUUCUCUGUGGAAACCUUCUCUUUUUCUCCCUUUUUUUCUUCUUCGUCUACACAUAGCAUAAAAUAUUCCUUCUCCGAUCGCUCAAGCCUCUCCUCUUUUUGACCUUUUUUUGAAUCUCUCGUCGAUUUAAUACACGAUUUCCUACCUGAAGUAUCAACAAUAAAACAAGCGGAAUUUCCACCAUGGAGUUUGGAAAAACAAUCGGAACGGCAUGCACAUCCUUCAUCAUAACAAACAUCGACGACAUCUUCGUCCUCGUAACCUUCUUCGCCGAGUCCUCCACCAGCGCCACACUCACGCCACUCAGGAUCGCGCUGGGCCAGUACAUCGGAUUCACCAUCAUCGUCGGCAUCAGCAUGAUUGGGUUCGGUCUUGCGCUCGUGCUUCCCGCCGAACCUAUUGGGUUUCUGGGACUGCUGCCGAUACUGCUGGGAUUGUGGAAGGGGUUCGAUAUUGUGUUUCCGGACCGCGAAGAGGAGGACGAUGGGCUCGAGGAAGACAAUGGCAGGAAGUCGAAGAUUGCGAGUGUGAAGAGCGUGUUGAAGGUCGCUGGGAUAACGCUCAUGAACGGCGGGGAUAACAUUGGGACGUAUACGCCGCUGUUCUCGCAGGCCAAGGGCGCAGAGAUCGCCGUGUACAUCGUCACACAUAUCCUGCGCGUUGCCGAGAGGUAUGCGCACCUGGUUAUCCCGUUUUUGUACGUUGGGCUGGGGAUUUUCAUCACGGUCAAGUCGGAGUGUUAUCCGUGGUCAAUUGGCCAUAUCGACCGAGAUAUCGCGUCGCACCCCGGGAAAAUAAUCAUGGGAGUCGUCACGGCGGUUCUAUUAGCAGGGGCUAUCGGUGUUAUGGUGUGGUUUCAACUACGGGGGAUGCCGAGGAAGCCCGCGAGCGAUACGGCCGGGGAUGAUGUGGACGCUGAAAUUGGCGACGACGCUACGAUUGUUGAGCAGACUGCGACAAAAGACUCGGAGCAGUCACAACUGCAAGUUUCGAAAGAAUCACCGCAACACCCGCUCGACGAACCGAAAUCACAACACGAGCCGACGGGUUUGAGCACAUGA